Messenger RNA from Oryza sativa Japonica Group (Japanese rice), 4002 nucleotides. Its product is annotated as mediator of RNA polymerase II transcription subunit 15. Lineage: Eukaryota; Viridiplantae; Streptophyta; Magnoliopsida; Poales; Poaceae. Gene Ontology annotation, biological process: positive regulation of DNA-templated transcription. The record is from RefSeq and is a predicted model, not a curated record. Gene Ontology annotation, cellular component: SWI/SNF complex.
UCGCACCAAAUUUCUCUGCAUCUUUUUUUUUUCUUAUAUACGUUAUUAUCCACGAUUUUGCUGGUAAUCCUCAUCCAUUUGAUUUCGCUGCGUCAGCUGAAAUUGGGGUGCUUUAAAUUUUUAACUGUAUACUGAUUUAGGCUACGCGUUCCGGAUGAAUUUGUUGCCAAUUCGGGCUCGAGGCUUGCCCGGAUCGUUUCCCAUUUUUUGGGUUUCGAUUAUUAGAAUUUGGGAGCGUCUUAGAAAUUUUAACAUUAAUCUUCAUUCCUUGUUAAACAAAUCAGACAAAAUUCUCCCAAAAGGUGAAUAGUAGGGGCAUUAGGGGAUUGGAGGAUCAGGACAACAUUUUGGCCUGUAUGUCUUUUCUUUUCCACAGAGCAGAUUGUUAAUGCUGUAUGUGGUUCAUGAGUGAAACUCGUGGUCCAAUUUAGGACCAGUUUAGCACGAAUUGCAGGUGACAUGCUUUUCGGCAUAUGUGCCUCUGGUUAUUUUCUAUUGAUGGGGAUUUUGUUUAUUUAAGGUGACAUACUUUUAGCUUUUGGUCAUAUACUAACCAGUAAUUGCAAGCUGGUUUCUUCGUGUAGUAACUUGAGUGAUUGUAUGGAUUGCUUUAUCUUAGCAGAUUGUUAUCUUAGAUGUUUUAACUCCAGUUAUUCUUAACCCACAUAAGAUUUUUAACUGUUUUAGUCAUUCUUAACUUCUUUUCCCUGAUCCAUUCCAUUUUAGUGACUGAAAAAUUCUUGUUUCAGCAUUCUGCUCAAAAUGCUUAAUGAGCAUACAAGCAAAGAAUGUAGUCAGAGCAACCAGAAGUUAUGCAGCAUAAACUAAGUUGAAUAAACUAAACUGCAUUCAGUAUUUUUUAAGAUAGCAAAUUUUCCUCCUUGUUUCUAUUCGGUGAUAAAUGCAAAGGUCCAUAAUACUUUUACUAGCUUUUCCAAAUAAUCGCUGACCAUGGUUGAGUGGAAUAAAUGGUAUGCAUCUGCUGUUAAGGUCAAUACUUUAUUUAGCAGUAUUUUCUUUGCUAGUAGAAAACUCUUUUAUUUUGCUCGGAUCUUACUAUAUUGUAUAAUGAUUUAGGUAGAACUAUGGAAGGGCAUAUUGUAUUGGGAACAUUUAUAGGAACCCUAUUGCAUUCCAAGAGAUGUAUGAGGCACAAUGACCACCCUACAAUGAGAGCUUCCUGUUCAUUCUUUGCAUGGAGCUUUGCGCACUAACAUGGUUUUCAAAAUGUAACAAUGACCACUAAUUUCUUUUACAACGUAUUUAUAAAACCUAACUCCAUUACAAAAGUACUUUCUGUAACAAAUCUACACAUACAAUUUUCAUUUUUCUUGCUUACAAUCCAAAUAUUUGAAAAGAUAUACAUGUAUGAAGUUUUGACUUAGGACAUGUCCAAAUUGACAUAUUUUUUUCACUGGAAGGGGUAUACCUUAUAUAUCUUUGUAUGAUUUCUUAGAAAAAUAUGACUGCACCUAUUAGUGCGAAUAUUUUCUUGAGAAAAAGAGUUGCUUCUGGGUACUGGGGCCAAUUUAUGUACCAACAAGUUUGUUCUGUAUGAAACUACUCUUUAUGAGAAAAACUGGGAAAAAAGAUUUUAAUGUUAGGAUGUCUGUGCAAAAAUUAUUAAGUAUUAUAUAAAUAUGUUUUGAGAACACAAAUAUUCUAACUGUCUGUGGACGAUAGGACUAACUGCAUACAAUUACUACUUGAGUUCCUUCAAAUUUUUAGUGCACAUAUUAACCAGAUCUUUUUCUAUUAUCUUUUUAUGGUAUAGUUGGGCACACAGUAUACACGCUUCUAGAUUUGUUUCCUUUUGAUAUAUGUGGUUGCCUCUGGCAUUCAAGGUGUUAAAUUCACAGCAACCAUUUUUCUUCCAGACCAUAAAAAGCUUAAUACUUGGACCAUAAGUUUAAUAGUGUAACCUCUGAAAAUUGGUUGGCUGCCUGCCACAGGAGUUCUAUUUGUUAACAUGCAUGAUGGAAGGCAGAUCAGUCCUAGUUUUGGUAGUUUUUCAAUAACAGGGUUGUAAUCAUCUAUUUUGUUAAAUAUAAUUUGCGUUGUUUAAAAACAAUGGGAAUUACAGGGUGGCAUAUUUCCAAUUUUAAGAAUCUGGGUGGCAUGAAACGCCGUGUUUUGAAGUGGCGUGUACCACAUUUUCUGUUUAGAUAUUACCAUUUUUACCAAUGUUAUAGUCAUGUUUAAAAUACUAAAUCGGCACUGUUUUGAUUAGCGGAGCACAUAAAAAAGAUUACUACCUUCCAUUCGGACCCACACGGUUUUGACCCAAAAGGUAUCUGCGUAGUCACAUCCAACUGGCAAGUUUAGGACUGGUGUAUCCUUUCCAAAAAAGUUUAGGACUGGUUUAACAAAUUUUGCCCGAAACAAAAGCCCCACCAUUUCCCCCAGAUCUUCUCCUCUAGCCAAUCCACCUCCGCCCCCACCAUGGACGCCGCCGCGAACUCCACCCCGACCUCCUCGGCAUCCACCGUGGCGCAGAACCAGCUGCACCAGCGCCAGAUCUUCCUCAUGCAGCAGGCCCAGGCCCAGGCGCAGGCGCAGGGGCAAGGGCACACACCGACGCUGCAGCAGCUGUCGCAGCAGGCCAUGUCCUUCUUCCCCUCCAACAUCGAUGCCCACCUGCCCCUGCCUGGCCCGGACUCCACCCCGACCUCCUCGGCAUCCACCGUGGCUCAGAACCAGCUGCACCAGUGCCAGAUCUUCCUCAUGCAGCAGGCCCAGGCGCAGGCGCAGGCGCAGGGGCAAGGGUACACACCGACGCCGCAGCAGCUGUCGCAGCAGGCCAUGUCCUUCUUCCCCUCCAACAUCGAUGCCCACCUGCCCCUGCCUGGCCCGAUCCGCUUCCAGCAACCCCUGCCCCAGCAGCCACCACCGCCGCAGCAGCAGAUCCACUCCUGGGGCCCGUCGCUGUUGCAGUCGUGGGCGUCCCUCCAGCAGCAGCAGCAGGCGGCAGUGGCAGCCGUGGCAAGGGUGCAGAGCCCUGAGGUUGAGAUGGCUCUGCAGGACGUGAUGCAGGUGUGCAACCCCGACAUCAAGACACCCUUCCAGUCCAUCGAGGAUGCCGUGAACAGGCUACUACCCUACCAUGUGGUUGCUGACUAUGAGGCUGAAGAAGAUGACAGAAUCCUUGACAGUGAUACAACUGGACAGAUUCCUUCGCGCCUGCAGCAAUGGGAUCAUAACAUUCUGGUCAAAAUUGCUGAGUUCACAACUACUUUUGAGAAACAAGUUUUGGCGUACAAUAUAAUGACCAAGAAAAGAGCCAUCGGCGAGUUCAGAUCAGAGGAGCGGCUCAUGCUGGAGCAGGCUUUGUUAAUGGAGGAAAAGCAAGCUAUGAUGGGGCUAAGAGCAGAGAUAGAAUCAAGGGAGAAAGCAGGUCGUGAGGCUGCUGAAGCUAAGAUGCGUAUGGCAAUGGCUGAACAAGCUCGAGCGGAGGCCCAAGCGCACUCGGAGAUGAUAGGUCAUGGCCCUUUGAGGGCCCAUGCUGCAGCGUCCCAAGGCGAAGAUGGCCCUAGUCAUGAGAUGAUGCAAGAGCAAGGUGAAGAUGGAUGGGGAAAUGCUCAAAGGGACGAUGAAGAUCCAUCUGAAGAUUUCCUUAAUGAUGAAAAUGAACCUGAGAAUGGGAACUCUGAUAUGCAAGAGGACUGGCGCAGAUCAGGAGAACUCGAUCUGAACUCUAGGUAAGAUUGGUGAGCUGGCUGAGAUUGUGGGGGAAAAAUAAGAACCAUGAAAGUAGGUGAAGGCAUGCGUUACAUCUGCCAAUAACUUUUAUCUCUAGUUAAGUACUUAACUGGUUGUAUGAUCCGAGGUUAAGUUAGCUGCCUUUGUGGCUGUAAGCUCGUGAUUUUAAGCUACCUGUUAGCUGCCCUGUUGUUAAACAGCGUGCAGAAUGUUGUGAUAGCCUCUUUUGUUUCACUUCACUCUGUUUUUUUAAGAUGCGUUGUUAGGAUGUUGGUUUUAUUCUUAGUUACUUCUGAUUUUCUA